AUAAUUGACAGGUGCACUGAGUAUCGAUACAAGGUGCGUUUUCAGUGUGAAUAAAGAGUUCCUCGCACAUUUCGAACAUUCUCCUCAUUAUGAGAUAACAACACGAAUUCUUAUCAUAAUCAAAUUGUGUUUUUACUAAAUACUUCACCAAGUUAUUGGCGAAAAUAUGGCUAAAGACGAGGUGGAUGAUCUUCUGCCUGACAAGGACGCAGCGAAGGGCUUUUACGCCAAAUACGAGCCCAAAGAAAUUCUCGGAAGAGGAAUUUCGUCGACGGUGCGGAGAUGCAUUGAGAAGGAGACAGGCAUCGAAUAUGCAGCUAAAAUAAUAGACAUAAGCAAUGAGCCUCAUGAUGGGGCUGAAGGUCACACAAUGAAAGAUGCUACUAUGCAAGAGGUGCAUAUACUGAGAAGAGUUGCUGGUCAUCCCUACAUAAUUGAGCUACAUGACGUGUUCGAAUCGAAUACCUUCAUUUUUCUCAUAUUUGAGCUGUGCAAGAAUGGAGAGCUCUUCGAUUACUUGACGUCUGUUGUCACAUUGUCAGAGAAGAAGACGAGAUAUAUCAUGAGACAGGUCUUCGAGGGGGUGCUACACAUUCAUAAUCAGGGAAUUGUUCACAGAGACCUCAAACCUGAGAAUAUUCUGCUUGAUGAUAAUUUGAAUGUCAAGAUCACGGAUUUUGGAUUCGCCAGAAUGCUCAAGUCAGGGGAUAAAUUGUUUGAUUUAUGUGGAACUCCUGGUUAUCUAGCCCCAGAAGUUCUCAAAUGCAAUAUGUUUGAGAAUGCAGAGGGCUACGGAUACGAAGUAGACAUCUGGGCCUGUGGUGUAAUAAUGUUCACUCUGUUGGUUGGAUGUCCACCAUUCUGGCAUCGCAAGCAGAUGGUGAUGCUGAGGAACAUUAUGGAGGGAAAAUACUCGUUCACCUCGCCCGAGUGGGUUGAUAUCACUGAUGCUCCCAAGGACUUAAUUAGGAAAUUACUCGUUGUUGAAAUCGAGAAGAGAAUUUCGAUAAAAGACGCCUUAGAUCAUCCAUUCUUUCAUACUGUGCUGUGGGAUCAAGAUAUAGCACCACUCAAGCGUUCACUCUCCUCUAAUUCACGACGCCUAAGUAGGAUUUCCCAAUUAGCUUUGGAAUUGAAAGCUAAAUCUUUCAAUGCAAGAAAAAAAUUCCAGCUUGCAAUUCUGACAGUACGUGCUGUGAUACGUAUCAAGAGAUUACACACGACCCCCGAACCCCUGUCCACGUUGGUAGCUCGUGAAGAUCCUUACCGAAUCAAAGUGCUGCGAAAGGUGAUCGAUGGCUGUGCUUUCCGGGUUUAUGGCCACUGGGUGAAGAAAGGCGAGGGACAGAAUCGUGCGGCCCUCUUCGAGAACACCCCUAAAACCGAUUUGAAGCAUCUUUACGUGACAAACUUAAGUAGAUAGCCAAAUUCUCUAGAUGAAUAAUGAUAGGCAAUUCUUCCAAAAGUGUAAUAAUAUCCUGUUAUACAUUGAGAUUGUAUUUUUGGGAAAAAAUUUUAGACAUAAUUUAGAUAUAUUCUCGUACUAAGAUAAAUUUCCUAGUAAAGUGGUAAAAUUAUUUAAUUCGAUUUUAAUUAUUAAUCAAUGCUUAAUUAAUAUUUCGUGAUUUGAAGUUAAUUUUUGUCAAGACGUUUUUUGCGGAAGUCAUUAAGGGCUAUAAAGAAAUACUAAAAAUUUUCUUUGCAUUCGGAUAAGUGGGAUUGAAUUGUUCCUACCACUUCGCUACUGAAUUGUUUAUCUGUUUUCUCUUAAUCGAUAAGUGAGACGCGAGCCAGUGAGGGAAUUGUGUUCUGUACAGAUUGUUGAUAAAUUUCUAUGGAUGAUA
Molecule: messenger RNA, 1844 nt
Organism: Fopius arisanus
Lineage: Eukaryota; Metazoa; Arthropoda; Insecta; Hymenoptera; Braconidae
Gene: PhKgamma
Product: phosphorylase kinase gamma
Exons: 8
Coding region: 167-1423 (418 amino acids)
Biological process (GO): glycogen biosynthetic process; protein phosphorylation
Cellular component (GO): phosphorylase kinase complex
Molecular function (GO): calmodulin binding; ATP binding; phosphorylase kinase activity
Source: RefSeq, a predicted model, not a curated record